Messenger RNA from Aspergillus melleus, 2104 nucleotides. RefSeq lists its product as uncharacterized. The coding region runs from base 362 to 1606 and encodes 414 amino acids. The record is from RefSeq and is a predicted model, not a curated record. The transcript is spliced from 3 exons. NCBI's taxonomy places the organism in Eukaryota, Fungi, Ascomycota, Eurotiomycetes, Eurotiales, Aspergillaceae.
AUCACGUGCAUCAGGCGCCGCUCCUGUUGACUCCUGACGAAGUGCUGGCAUCCCAUCCCUCUCCAUCCAUCUGGCGCAAUUAGCUUGCUGCUUUUGCUCCUUGAAAUUUAAUCCGGCGAGUCGCUCAGUGCCCCUGAGAACGGUCCCCCGUUCUUGUUUCUGGCAGCCUUGAACUGCCCCGCAAUCGAUCGUCCUUCUCCUGGGGCACUCGCAUAGAUUCGCUUGAGGCGAUUCUUCUGUUGGCUGUUGGGGGUUCACUUGCAGCAUCACACGUUUGCUAGAUCUUUUCAACCUGCGAGUCUGCGCGUAUAGAUUGGGAGGGCAGUGCCAAUUUCUGGUUCUCUGUUCCUGACCGGCCAAGAUGGCCACCGCUGAGGGCCCGGCGAGGGUGCACGAUCGAAACGGUCGUCGCCGCCCAUUUUCGAGCUGGAUGAAGCGUCUCGCCAACCUCAAAAAUUCCACCGAUUCAGGCAGCAUCCGCUGGUCCAACAAACUCCAUGCUAUGCCCAAACACAAAGGCCGAGGUCUGAAGAACAACCCAUACCCACUUUCGGGCACGACGCACGUUAUCAGCGAAUAUAACAGCGACAACAACACUUCGGAUGCCAGCGACGUGAGUGAACAACGGUCGGGCUCGCAGAGCGAGCCCUCCCUUGCAUAUUCAGGAUACGAGAACCAAGUUCCAGCCACCAGUGCAAAGUCCACCGCACCCACCAUCUCCACCAACGCCGACACCGCCAUAUCGGAUGCCGCCUAUUCCAAAGCCGGGACCAUGGCAACAGCCGGCGGGGGAAUCAGCUCGACUGGAGGCGGCGAAGGCAGCACUUUUUCAUCGCCGGCGCCGUCGGUGCGGUCCCUGGCGACGACCUUGACAACCGUGCAGUCGGCGGCGCCGUCUGGUCACCUCUACAAUGCGCAAAAUGCGCACCACGCCCAUCAUCAUGCGCAUCCGAUGCAAGGCGGCGCGACUCAGCAGGUUCAAUUUACGCACCAAUUUCCCCCUUCUCCGGCCACCGCAGUUCCGCCCCACCUUGCCCCUCACGGCCAUUCCGUCACGUAUAGCACGGCCACCGCCAACAACAUCUUGACUGACAAUGCUUCGAUACUGACGCUUGCGUCCUCCUCGAAGCGACGCCGGAGGAACUCGUUGGAUACAAACGCGUCGGUGCGCGCUUUGGCCCCGUCGUCGGUGUUUGGUGGCAGCCGAGAGAGUCUGCCUUUAAGCGUGCUCAGCGGCAGCGUGGCCGAAUCUCCGAACAACCCCGGAGUGCUUAAUCGGCCGAGCAUGGUUGGAUUGGCUAGUGCAGAGCGGAUCAGCGUUUACUCAUCGUCCGGUGUAGCACCUGUCAGUGGGAACGGCGAGCGCGGCAGCUUCUAUGCCAACAAGCAGAAUUCGGUCACCGGGGACGGAGCUAGCGUUGUUAGUGCUCAUGGCAGGCAUGAUAGCAACGCGGCGAGUAUCUCCGGGGGUAUAAGCUGUCCCUUGAGCGGCCCGUCCGCCAGCCAACCCAUGGCGACCGGGCGAAUGAGUCGUCGUAGCUCGGGCUGGGGAGAGAUCCCGGGCGACGAGAGUGAAGAAGAAAAGCCCAGGGAUAGAAAGGGAUAGGGGCUAAUAGGAGGGAUCGAUUCAUGAUGGACGACGUUACGCCAGAUAUUCCCAGAUAUGGACAGAUUGAGCCUGCGGUAGAAACAAAUUCACGAUGGAGUUGGGUUGCUUUUUCCGGAAUGCGAUGGGUUCGGCGGGUUAGGCUGGGAUUGGAGUGAAUGCAUACAAUGUAUCUGAUAUCCUACGGUGCUGGAAUUGAUUCGAUUGAUUGACUUGCCAUUCACUCUGGAAACCUAUUGGUGUCAACGCCUUGGCGACCCGACCACUUCAAGUGUGAUAACCCAGCCUAUCUGCAGACAAGCUCUGCCUCUGUCCUUGUAUUGCUUUUCCCUCUCACCAUCUACCCGCUCAUCAGUGCAAAGGAUGAGUGCCAAAGCGGUUAUGGAAAAAAGAGGACGUGACGUGGCCAUCGUGGGCACCGGCAUGGCGGGCCUAGUGACUGCAUAUCUGCUGCAUCACGAUCGACAGCAGCGAUUCAGGGUGCAUCUACUGGACAAG